Pyrus x bretschneideri (Chinese white pear) is the source of this 1627-nucleotide messenger RNA. RefSeq names its product basic leucine zipper 19-like. Gene Ontology annotation, biological process: DNA-templated transcription; regulation of transcription by RNA polymerase II. The transcript is spliced from 2 exons. The coding region runs from base 484 to 1224 and encodes 246 amino acids. Gene Ontology annotation, molecular function: RNA polymerase II cis-regulatory region sequence-specific DNA binding; DNA-binding transcription factor activity, RNA polymerase II-specific. NCBI's taxonomy places the organism in Eukaryota, Viridiplantae, Streptophyta, Magnoliopsida, Rosales, Rosaceae. The record is from RefSeq and is a predicted model, not a curated record.
AAUCAGGUAACAAGUCAUACUGCUUUCACAAAGAAUUCCACAGUUUUCUGCCUCUGUUCAUAUAUUCUGCAACAAAAAUCUGCUUUUUAUAUUCUGUUCUGUUCCAUCAUAUAUUAUUGCCCCACUUGAAGUUGUUCUCCUCACCACCUGUGGAAUCGAAUUUAUCAAUUACUUUCUACUUCUGAGUUCAGCUCAUGGUUGAUUUCAUGCUUAUAUGUUCAAAUAAGUUAACUGAAUAUUUUUCAGAGGGAUCAGCUGCUUGUAUAUAUUCUUGAAUUGUAUUUGAUUUGGAUGCAGCUAAAAGGAGACUCCGCCGAAAUUUUCAUAAGUUCCCUUCGCUAAUGAAAUUUAUCUUCAAAGUUCAUCUCACUUCAAUUUUGAAUUCCGGAUCCGUACCUGCAGUCAAAGCCUCAUACUUUUGUAUACAUAUUUCUUGUGUUGUUUAGCUUGAAGUAGUUCUUAUUUCAAGUAAUCAAAGAAAACAUGGAUGAUGGGGAGUUGGUUGCUUCAGACCACGCUUUGCUUCCAAAUCCCAAUUGCUCUAGCAAUUUUCCAGGUUCAACUUCUGUAGAUACAUUUUUUGAUGAAAUUCUGAACACGCAGACAUGCACUCACACUCACACUUGCAACCCUCCUGGCCCUGAUGCUGCACAUACACAUACUUGCUACCACACACACACCCAAGUUCUUUCGUCCGAAGAUGAUGAUGAUGAUGAUGGCAAGAAUAAAGAGCGUUCCAUCCCGAAACCACAAAGAAGAAGGCCUCUGGGCAAUAGAGAAGCCGUUCGAAAGUACAGGGACAAAAAGAAGGCGCACACAGCUUAUUUAGAAGAGGAAAUCAGGAAAUUGCAGGUGUUGAACCAGCAACUUGUUGGGAAAAUACAGGCACAGGCAACUCUUGAAGCUGAGUUUUUAAGGCUGAAAGGCCUUGUGCUGGAACUUAGAGGAAAGAUUGAUAAUGAGUUGGGUGGUUUCCCCUUCCAAAAACAAUGUAACAGUAAUACUUAUUUCAAGGAAAGUCAGUGUAAUCUGCAGUCUAGUGCUGGGGCAAUGGGACUUCAUUGUCAAACCGAUUUACCAUGCUCCUGUCCACCUGUUGGGUCAUCCGUCCAGGUUAGUAUCGGUGCAAGGGAAAAAGCGAUGGUGCCAUCAGGAGGAAAUCGUCAGCCUGCAGUAAUUGAUUGCCGAGCAAAUGCAAAUAAGGAGUCGACGCAAGCUGAGUAAUUUACCGAAGCAACUAUAGCAUGUAAGUUCAUCCUUGUAUACCAGAGUAAAUAUCCGUAAACUACAUAUGACGAUAAAAGCAUGUUUGCUUAUUAAGUAUAGAAUACAAGGAUGGCCCGUAUAGAUGUGAUUCUCAUUCCUAACAUACCAUCCUUCGUUAUCUAAAAGAUUAGGAAUGAAAAUACAGUGGGUGUCAUGUUGUAAAUAUGUGUUUGAUUCCCAAUUUCAACAAGAUAUCAUUAGCAAGGGACUCGUAACACGGGUUUUAUCCUAUGCCAGAACAAUUUCCCGAAAAUGUAAGUAAAUGUGUCCUAUCAUAUUUUAGGAUGUAAUACAUUGUGUAGAAGACGUGUAAGUUUAUGUUCAUAAUAUUUGUUGUUUUGGUAUUUCUGAAUAACUCAAA